This is a messenger RNA of Fraxinus pennsylvanica, 477 nucleotides long. NCBI's taxonomy places the organism in Eukaryota, Viridiplantae, Streptophyta, Magnoliopsida, Lamiales, Oleaceae. The record is from the annotation of a GenBank genome assembly.
AUGGCUAAUUCACAAUCACAUAUAUCUAGUGUAGACUUAGAAUGCGGCCAUCGGAGCUCCGCCGGGGGCGGAGGGGCCAAUGAGGAGGUUGGAGAAAUUGGUGAUAAUGAGAUGCAUUUGUGGAAAGUUGGGAGAGAUUGUAGGAUUUGCCAUUUGAGUUUGGUGAGUGCUAGCCCGGAAACUGGUGUUGCCAUUGAAUUGGGUUGUUCUUGUAAGGAUGAUUUGGCUGCUGUUCAUAGGCAUUGUGCUGAGACUUGGUUCAAAAUCAAAGGAAACAAGACUUGCGAAAUUUGUAAUUCGAUUGCACGGAAUGUGGUUGGCCCGAAUGAGAUUGAGGCAGCACAACAAACCAAUGGAUACAAUUCAACUGUAGCAAAUUCAGUCCCUGCUGCCAGACUAGCGAAACCAUGCCUGGAAGAGUUCCUACCUGCUGCAGGGACUGCUUCUCCUGCUUCUAAUCCGGAGUUUACCAUAUAG